Molecule: messenger RNA, 1783 nt
Organism: Colossoma macropomum (tambaqui)
Lineage: Eukaryota; Metazoa; Chordata; Actinopteri; Characiformes; Serrasalmidae
Product: dehydrogenase/reductase SDR family member 12
Exons: 10
Coding region: 36-1016 (326 amino acids)
Source: RefSeq, a predicted model, not a curated record
GUUACUCUGCGGAGCUGAACGGAGGGUAUUGUGCAAUGUCUCUGUACAGGAAUAUCGUGUGGUUUAUCAAAGGAAUGCGGGAAUAUACGAGGGCUGGACAUGAAGCAGCCUCCAAAAACUUUGUGGCCAAAGAUCUGGACGUGUCAGUGGUGGGCCGAUCAUUCAUGAUCACUGGAGCCAACAGCGGUAUUGGGAAAGCGGCAGCCAUGGCCAUAGCAAAGAAAGGUGGAACAGUCCACCUAGUGUGCCGUAAUAAAGAGUGGGCCGAGGCUGCCAGAGAGGAGAUCGUCAGGGAGAGCGGUAACACUGAGAUCCAUGUCCACUUGUUGGAUCUGUCAGAGACACGAAAGGUUUGGGAGUUUGCAGAGGCCUUCAAGAAAGAGUACACCUCCCUCAAUGUUCUGAUUAAUAACGCUGGCUGUAUGGUGAACCAGAGGGAACUGACCUCAGAUGGUCUGGAGAAAAAUUUUGCUACCAACACUCUGGGUGUCUAUGUUCUCAUAAAGUGUCUGAUUCCUCUGCUGGAGAAGAGCAGAGACCCAAGAGUUAUCACUGUGUCUUCAGGAGGCAUGCUGGUACAGAAACUGAACCCAACAGACCUGCAGACUGAGAGGACGACCUUUGAUGGCACAAUGGUCUGCGCCCAGAACAAGAGGCAGCAAGUGGUGAUGACGGAGGUUUGGGCUAAAGCGCAUCCCAAGAUCCAUUUCUCUGUGAUGCAUCCAGGCUGGGUGGACACUCCAGCGGUUGCCACGGCGAUGCCUCAGUUCUACCAGAUGAUGCGAGACAGGCUGCGGACGGCAGCGCAAGGAGCGGAUACAGUCGUCUGGCUCGCAGUGUCCAAGCCUGCUAUGGAAACAGCCAGCGGACUCUUCUUUCAAGAUCGGAGAAUUGUUCCGACUCACCUGCCCUUGGCAUGGACACACAGCUCUCAGGAGGACGUCCAGGUCUUCAUAGGUCAAUUGAAGACCCUCGCCCUGGCCGUAAGGCCCAGUGGGUUAUCAGCCAAUGCCUGAGGUGUGCUCAAAAUAGCUGAGAUUCAUAUCCUACUCUGCUGUCACUUAUAUCCAGGCCUGGAGGACCACAGUAUAACACUGAUUAGUAUUUUCUCUGCACCAACACACUUGGUUUAAGUCAUGAUGUUACCAAGGUGGCCUCAUUAGCUGGUGAGUUCAUAUGUGUUGGAGAAGGGAAAACACUGAAGUGCAUCAGUAGCUUACUCCUACAUGUUAGAACCUUCAGAGGUUCUACUUACUUAACAAAACUAAUUUACAACACUUUUGAUUGUGGUAUUAUUACUACCAUAUUAAAACAUGAAGAUGUCAAGAAAGAAAACUGAAAACAACUUUGAUGUUCCAAAUGUCCUUAGAUGAUCUCAGCUGCAAGGUCAUAAAACCAGAUGUCUGGCCGCAAAACACUGAUGUAAUUAAUGCAAAACAAAAGAUACACAGUUGAUCGAUUAAUGCUUGUAUGCUGUGGUUGCACUGGCACUCUCUUAUAAGGCAGCCAGCACACUGCAUGCAUAUUUAGAAUCAUUUCAGUGGUUUUGAAUGGUGUGAUAAAUAAUGUAUAAAUCACAGUAUUGGUCUCUUCACAAUCCACUGUGCAUAUAAAAGUAUAUAUUAUCGUAUAUUUAUGCAAACGUUACUCUAGAAAUGUCUACACAUAUUACAGAUAUAUAUAGUGAGAACCUACCUGAGCUGCUGAGGUGGAACGCAGUAAACUUUGGCUGAUGUAAAACACUGAAGCUCUCUCUCUGACCACAAUUCAAAAGUACCAGCCG